Molecule: messenger RNA, 411 nt
Organism: Necator americanus (New World hookworm)
Lineage: Eukaryota; Metazoa; Nematoda; Chromadorea; Rhabditida; Ancylostomatidae
Exons: 5
Coding region: 1-411 (136 amino acids)
Source: RefSeq, a predicted model, not a curated record
AUGUACCAGUGGGCGCCAUUUUUCUUGAUGCUGGCUUUUUGUCGUUUGGGAAACUUCCAAGAAGCUCCAUCAUGUCCUGAGAAUGACCAAUUUACCCUCAACAGCACUAUUAGGAAACAGCUCUAUGACCGGAUUUCAAAGCUGCAUCCAUCGUUGAAAUAUGAUUGCGGUCUGGAAUCAAUGGGAGGAUUGGCCUUAAAUGACCCCAACAAAAACAUGGAAUCUCUCAAACCCAAGAAAGUUCUCACCUACUACGUUUUUGGGCAAAGCGGUGCAAAUCUCGAAAGGGCAAUCAGACUCUUCGUAGGUAAAUAUAGAAACGAGAUUAAGAAGCUGGAAAAGGAAGAGCACUUUGGAUGCAACUACAUCAAUGCGAAUGACAAGCACCAGUUCAUCUGUGUUUUUGAGUAA